UGAACAUCAGUACCGAAUACGAUUUCCUAUAAGCCCGCGUUGAUUGCUGUUCAGUGGACUCAAUCUGAGGGAUCUGAUACUAGAAGGACCACCCGUAAACAACCGUGAGAGAGGAGAGGGAAGGGCCAAACGAUUUCGGCCACUUUUCAAGAUGGCGGCUCCUGAAAAGCCAAGUGGUAAUCAAGAGCUACGAAAAAAGCUGCUGAUCAGUUUUACACCAGAAAACAACAGACCACAACAGCCACAGGUACAGAAUCCAAUAUCCCAGUUGGAUCUGUUAGGUUACCAAACACAGAGGGAAAGGAUGAAUGUAAGAUCACACAUGCUACAGACAACAGGAAAAUUACAAAUAGGAGAUAAGACAUAUGAUUUUACCGCCGAUGAUUUAAAAGAAUUAGUUGAAAUAGGAAGAGGAAAUUAUGGUUACGUCACAAAAAUGGUCCACGAAGUUAGCAGUACUGUGAUGGCUGUCAAGCGGAUACGCUCCACUGUAGAUGAACGGGAACAGAAACAACUGCUGAUGGAUCUGGAGGUUGUUAUGCGGAGUAACGACUGUCCCUUUAUUGUACAGUUUUAUGGAGCCCUGUUUAAAGAGGGUGAUUGUUGGAUAUGUAUGGAAGUGAUGGAUAUUUCCUUAGACAAAUUUUAUAAAUACAUUUACUGUGUCGUAUUCAGUUCAAUACCAGAGGACAUCUUAGGAAAAAUUACAGUAGCAACUGUGAAAGCAUUGAAUUAUUUAAAAGAAAAUUUGAAGAUUAUACAUAGAGAUGUAAAACCUUCUAACAUAAUGUUAGAUCGUAAAGGCAACAUCAAACUCUGUGAUUUUGGUAUCAGUGGACAGCUGGUGGACUCUAUAGCCAAGAGUCGAGACGCUGGCUGUCGGCCAUACAUGGCACCAGAGAGAAUAGAUCCACGUGCCUCCAGUAAAGGUUACGACAUUCGCUCAGAUGUUUGGAGUCUAGGAAUCACACUGAUGGAGCUGGCUACUGGGAAGUUUCCGUACCCAAAGUGGAACAGUGUAUUUGACCAGUUAACACAGGUGGUGCAAGGUCCUCCUCCCCAACUCAAAGGCACAGAGGGCAGGUUCUCAGAGGAUUUUGUAAACUUCCUCAACACAUGUUUAACCAAGGAUGAAAAGGAGCGACCAAAAUACAACAAAUUAAUUGAGCACCCGUUUAUAAAACGUUACGAGGAGUUAGAAGUUGAUGUAGCAAGUUAUGUUUGUAGUAUACAAGACCAAAUGAACGAUAGCGCUCAUGAAACAGAACAACAGUAUGCAUUGUCUUCCUCGUGAUACUGGGCCUAGCCCUGGGACACACAGACUCUUGGACUUGCAGGGUGUGCACAGUUCUGAUGUACACCCUACAUAUACACACAGUCAACCAGUCAUCUGUGUCUGCCUAACCGUGAUGACUCCCAGUAGACAUGUAUGUUUUUCUAGCUGUGGCUGUUUGGGUGGACAGACAGACUGGAAGUUGGUGUGAUGAUAAACUUGUGACAUCAGUCAGUGAGAGAGUGAAUACAUGAUCACCUAUGCAGAUUUUUUUACAACAAAUUGCAGAAUUAGGCGAUUCUUUUCCUCCACACACCAUGCAUUGCUCUUAAUUAUAAAUUUCGUAUGAUAGGAGACACUGUUGAUUUACAGACUUUGAACUCUCUUACCAUUGUCAGGACAGACUGUUCUUUCACAUUACUUGUUUAUCCUAUCUGAUAGUUCUCUGCACAAGGUCCACCGUUCAUACACAUAUCUCUUUAAAAUCUUCAUGGUGUUCUUUUAGUUACCUGUAUACCUCUCAAGAUGAGUUUAAGUGUGACUGCUACUGUAGGAUAUCACCCGGAAUCACAUUGUUCUGGUAUACAGCCUUAUAUCAAAUGUAGUUUUAACAUCUUUAAG
Molecule: messenger RNA, 1894 nt
Organism: Ylistrum balloti
Lineage: Eukaryota; Metazoa; Mollusca; Bivalvia; Pectinida; Pectinidae
Product: dual specificity mitogen-activated protein kinase kinase 4-like
Exons: 12
Coding region: 152-1294 (380 amino acids)
Biological process (GO): MAPK cascade; protein phosphorylation
Molecular function (GO): ATP binding; JUN kinase kinase activity
Source: RefSeq, a predicted model, not a curated record